AUGGCAGAUGAGCGCAAGUCCAUCACGUCGUCGACUUAUUCCGGUUACAGUGGGUCAGGCGAGACCGCCAAGAUUGCUGCCAUGAUUGAAACCAAGCCCUGGGACGAAAACAACUUCUAUCCAGAACAUCCGAGGCGAGGAAGAAACGCGCAGCGAACAAGGCCGAGCGCAACAAGCAGGCCGGAUUUGAGAAAUAGGGAAAAGGACUUAGACUGUCACGGCCUUUUUCUCGACAAAUCCUACAGUGUCAACUCUCCAGUAUCUGGCCACGACGUGCUGAAAUAUGCCGGCGUCCUAUUCGGAGUGAGCAAGCGCAAACAGGGUUUGAAUUUUGUUGAUGAAUAA
Messenger RNA from Fonsecaea monophora, 345 nucleotides. RefSeq lists its product as hypothetical. The record is from RefSeq and is a predicted model, not a curated record. The coding region runs from base 1 to 345 and encodes 114 amino acids. The transcript has 2 exons. NCBI's taxonomy places the organism in Eukaryota, Fungi, Ascomycota, Eurotiomycetes, Chaetothyriales, Herpotrichiellaceae.